Equus caballus (horse) is the source of this 2368-nucleotide messenger RNA. The record is from RefSeq and is a predicted model, not a curated record. Lineage: Eukaryota; Metazoa; Chordata; Mammalia; Perissodactyla; Equidae.
AGUCAGGCUGUGCUCUGAACUGAGGCAGGAUCUGCUUCCCUCCCCCUCUGAGUGCACUCUGGGUCCUAGAAGGACCCCUUGCAACUGGAGGCCUGAGUGCCCCUCUGUCGGUGGGUCUCCUUCAGGGCCAGGCCUCAGCAGCCUCUCUAGAGCACAACCCAGAACACACAGGCCUGUUCCCCAGAGUGAGGGAUCAGAGAGAGAGAGAGAACAGCUGAGAGUGAGCAGGAGGAGAGCCCUGGACUGUUUGGGACCCAGUCUCAGAACUGGCUUCACAUCACUCUGCCCUGUUCCACGGAGUAGAAGGGAAUCACGAACUUCAGGCCACACUCAAGGGGAGUGGAUUCCAGCAGCAUGUGUAGACCGAGCAGAGGGGAUCACAGGAGGCCAUUGAGGGAGAAGGAGAAGACCUCACAGGCUCAAUGCCCUGGGCAGAAUCACAGUCUAGUUCAAGGUGGAGCCAGGUGUAAACCCAGCUCGGCAUCCUCAAGGAUGGGGCCCUGGCUGCUCCCAGGCUUCUUCAGGGUGCUGUGAAAAUGCGGUGCUGCUCUAACUGCAGUCAGACAUGGAGAGGGCAGGGGGCUGAGACUGAGAAGUCGGCAGCCUGGUCGUGCAUUUGGCAAGUUUCUGCCUGAGGAUGAGCCCAGGGCAGGCGAACAUUUGAGUGUUCCCCAUCCAUGUCAUGCCUAGGGUGGAGGGAGCAGGGGCCACCUUUGCUGAGCUCAUGCUUAUGCACUUCUGAACUCAAUCCCACACUGGAGAAUUGGGAAACUGAGGCCCAUAAACAGGUAAACACUGGCCCACGGCACAUGACAGACAAGAGUCCAAGCAGAAGGAAGUAUUCUGAUAUUCUAGGGCAAGACUGGAACCCUUCCAAUAGGCUUUGCAGUGGACAACAGAAACCGUCAGUUCUUGGGAAGCUCUUGCCCAUCCCUUCCUCUGUGGAAGCUGUUUCCUCCUGGGCAUCCAGGGCUUGAGCCGUGACACACACGUACACACAGAGACUUUAGAUGGAAGGACGGACUAUGGGGUGGGCUCAGAAGAGAAGCAGACACAGGGGAGGAGAGGAGAGGAAGAAAAAAGUGGUUAGAGGUAUUCCCUACAUGGGACACCGCUCCUCCAAUUUCACAGGUAUUUUCCCACUCGGGCCUGAGGGCAUCUCCAAGGAGUAUGGGCUAGGAUAAUCCCCCCCAUGCAAACUGGAGGUAGAAUGGCCCCAAGAGGCACCAUGGCUUCUCCAGGAUGAGAAACAGGGAAGAAGGAGCACUUGUGUCUGCGUCUGUCUCAAAGCUGGGACCCUGGCUGCACCCAGACCUUCUCGGAGGCCUGUGGAGACAGAGCCAUUCUGAUGACUGUGACGUGAGAUCUCGUGGUAGUUUUGAUUUCAACUUCCCUAAGAAGUGGUGAGAUUGAACAUCUUUUCAUGUGCCUGUUGGCCAUCUGUCUAUGUGGGUCUGGAGUGGAGAGAGUCACCGAGGUGUGAGUGCCCCCGAAGUCAGUCAGCCAGUGCUCUGAGGCUUCCUGCCUGGCUGCCGGGCACUGUCUCUACAGGUCGUUCCUCAGGAGUUUGGAAAGAACAAGACACAUCAGUCCUUCCUCUCCCUGACUCUACAGGAAGGGAUGAUGCGGCACCCGGCCGACACAAGCCAGCGCUGGGCCUGGGCUCUCGACACAUCCACAGUGGACAAGAGAUCGUUUCCCCGGCUGUGGACGGUUCACAACACUGCACUCGAGCAUCUGGUGGCUCACCUUGUGCCCGCCUUCCUGCUGUGCGACACCACUUUUAUCCACAGCUUCCUGUUGACAUACACAGAUGUGGCCACCACACAAGAGGUGCUAGAUGAGUUCUUUAAUAGUUACAGAUUCAUCCUCUAUUGCAGAGUGGAUGAUGCACCCACCAGCCUAUGGAAAAAGGCCUUGGCCUUCAUUCUUGGCACGUGGAUGGAAUCCUAUCCCCAGGACUUUUGCCAGCCCCCACACUUUCCCAGCUUGAGAAGGGUAUUGGCCUUCCUCGCGUUCAGCAUGCCAGGCUCGCAGGUGGAGCAUCAAGCUCGCCUUCUGCUUUCACAGUUGCUGCACCCUGAGCCCAGCGAGGCAGGGAGUCAGGCACCAGCUCCUGAGAAAGAUCCCAACCCAGAUGAACAUCGCCCCCCUUCUCCAACUCUAGUGCCGACCACACCUCAGAGCCACAGAUCGACGUCCAGUGCCGCAGCCGCCUCGAGUCUCAGCCCGGAUUGCACUUCAAGCAAUGGAAAGACCAUUCACGUCCUCCCAGCAACGAGCCUCAGCCCCUGGACCGUGGCCCCACCACUGAUUUCUGCCCCUUCCCCUUUACCGCCAGUUCAUUAAAGUUCUAUUUUGUCUUGCA